AUGGCGUGGGAUUACUUGGGCAGCAACAUGAUGGUCACCAGUCUCCCUUAUCUCUCCCUCUCCAGCUUGACCGGGAGGGAGGUCCUGACACCCUUCCCAGGGCUGGGCACGGUGGCAGCCCCGGUGCAGGGCAGGGCCCACCUGAAGCAGUGUGACCUGCUGAAGCUGUCCCGCAGGCAGAAGCAGCUAUGCCGGCGGGAGCCUGGCCUGGCUGAGACCCUGCGGGACGCUGCACAUCUCGGCCUGCUUGAGUGCCAGUUCCAGUUCCGGCAUGAGCGCUGGAACUGCAGCCUGGAGGGGAGGACAGGUCUGCUCAAGAGAGGUUUCAAGGAGACGGCUUUCCUGUACGCGGUGUCCUCGGCUGCCCUCACACAUGUCCUGGCCCGGGCCUGCAGCGCUGGGCGCAUGGAGCGCUGCACCUGCGAUGACUCUCCGGGCCUGGAGAGCCGGCAGGCCUGGCAAUGGGGUGUGUGUGGCGACAACCUCAAGUACAGCACCAAGUUCCUAAGCAACUUCCUGGGGCCCAAGAGAGGAAGCAAGGAUCUGCGGGCACGGGCAGAUGCCCACAACACCCAUGUGGGCAUCAAG
Messenger RNA from Galeopterus variegatus (Sunda flying lemur), 588 nucleotides. RefSeq names its product wingless-type MMTV integration site family, member 9B (gene WNT9B). NCBI's taxonomy places the organism in Eukaryota, Metazoa, Chordata, Mammalia, Dermoptera, Cynocephalidae. The annotation marks the transcript as partial. Gene Ontology annotation, cellular component: extracellular region. Gene Ontology annotation, biological process: multicellular organism development; canonical Wnt signaling pathway; neuron differentiation. The transcript is spliced from 3 exons. Gene Ontology annotation, molecular function: cytokine activity; frizzled binding. The record is from RefSeq and is a predicted model, not a curated record.